This is a messenger RNA of Symphalangus syndactylus (siamang), 4655 nucleotides long. RefSeq names its product RAP1B, member of RAS oncogene family (gene RAP1B). Lineage: Eukaryota; Metazoa; Chordata; Mammalia; Primates; Hylobatidae. Gene Ontology annotation, molecular function: GTP binding; GTPase activity. The record is from RefSeq and is a predicted model, not a curated record. Gene Ontology annotation, biological process: Rap protein signal transduction. Gene Ontology annotation, cellular component: membrane.
GCUGAACGCCUGACGUCAAGGCGACAUCGCCAAACCUCGCCCAGAUUCAGGCGUGUAAACCAGCCGGAGCGGCGGCGGCAGAGGCAGGACCGCCGUGGCGCCUAGAGUAGCGACCCGGAGGGAGCGCGGGGCGACGCUGGCUGCAGGGACCCGGUGACAGCGUGAGAGGUGCUCUCAACUUAAUCAUCCUUCAACAAAACAAUUAAGACUAGGUACUGGGUUUUGACAAGCUUGCAUCAUGCGUGAGUAUAAGUUAGUCGUUCUUGGCUCAGGAGGCGUUGGAAAGUCUGCUUUGACUGUACAAUUUGUUCAAGGAAUUUUUGUAGAAAAAUAUGAUCCUACGAUAGAAGAUUCUUAUAGAAAGCAAGUUGAAGUAGAUGCACAACAGUGUAUGCUUGAAAUCUUGGAUACUGCAGGAACGGAACAAUUUACAGCAAUGAGGGAUUUGUACAUGAAAAAUGGACAAGGAUUUGCAUUAGUUUAUUCCAUCACAGCACAGUCCACAUUUAACGAUUUACAAGACCUGAGAGAACAGAUUCUUCGAGUUAAAGACACUGAUGAUGUUCCAAUGAUUCUUGUUGGUAAUAAGUGUGACUUGGAAGAUGAAAGAGUUGUAGGGAAGGAACAAGGUCAAAAUCUAGCAAGACAAUGGAACAACUGUGCAUUCUUAGAAUCUUCUGCAAAAUCAAAAAUAAAUGUUAAUGAGAUCUUUUAUGACCUAGUGCGGCAAAUUAACAGAAAAACUCCAGUGCCUGGGAAGGCUCGCAAAAAGUCAUCAUGUCAGUUGCUUUAAUAUACUAAAUGCAUUGUAGCUCUGAGCCAGGUAUGUUCACUUAUCUUUCCUCUAACUUUAAAUCACUCAGCCUUAUUAAGGGCACUCUGUCAUGAAAGCAAGUAUAGAAUUCUUUUUGUUGGUUCUGAAAAAUAAAUGGUUUAUUUUUAUAAGAUAUCCAUGAGUUAGUAUUUAAUUAAUUAUUAUCAUGAGUAAAGUAUUUCACGUAAGUAUUCUUUCUUUUUUUUUUUUAGAUGUAGUUUCGUUCUGUCACCCAGGCUGGAGUGCAGUGGCUCAAUAUCAGCUCACUGCAACCUCUGCCUCCCAGGUUCAAGCAGUGCUUCUGUCUCAGCCUCCUGAGUAGCUGGGAUCACAGGCACAUGCCAACACGCCCAGCAAUUUUUGUAUUUUUAGUAGAGAUGGGGUUUCACCAUGUUGACCAAGCUAGUCUUGAACUCCUAACCUCAAGUGAUCCACCCACCUUGGCCUCCCAAAGUGCUGGGAUUACAGGCGUGAGCCACCACACCCAACUGAGUAUUCUAAAUAAGUUCAUUCGGUAUACUGGUUGGUGCUGGCAAUACAGUGGUGAACAAGACCCGCCUUCUCUCCUUGACUCUUAAUUACUUUAAGCUAAUUCAGGUAUACUGAAAGAGAAAGGCAGUUAAUUGCAAAACAUGAUACAUUCUGUAUUAAGAUAAAUACAGGGUAGUGUUGCUAAUAAAAACCCCUAACAUGGCCAAGUACAGUGGUUCAUGCCUGUAUUCCUAGAACUUUGGGAGGCUGAGGCAGGAUUGCUAGAGGCAAGGAGUUGAUCAGUUUGGGCAACAUAGCUAGACCCCAUCCCUAAUUUAUUUAUUUAUUUAUUUAUAUGUAUUUAUUUAUUUUUGAGACGAGUCUUGCUCUGUCGCCAUGCUGGAGUGCAGUGGUGCGAUCUGGCUCACUGCAACCUCUGCCUCCCGGGUUCAGGCAGUUUUCCUGCCUCAGCCUCCCUAAUAGCUGGGAUUACAGGCGCGUGCCACCACGCCCGGCUAGUUUUUUUGUAUUUUUAGUAGAGAUGGUCUUUCACCAUUGUUGGCCAGGAUGGUCUCGAUCUCUUGACCUCAUGAUCUGCCCACCUCGGCCUCCCAAAGUGCUGGGAUUACAGGCGUGAGCCACCGCUCCCAGCCAACCCCGUGCCUAAUUUAAAACACACACCCCUGACAUGUUCAUCAUGUGACACACACACACCCCUGACAUGUUCAUCAUGUGCCAGUCACUUUUUUUUUUUCCUUCAACUUUUAAGUUCCAGGGUACCUGUGCAGGAUGUGCAGGUUUGUUACAUAGGUAAAGGUGUACCAUGGGGUUUGCUGCAGAGAUCUCCAUCAGUACCUGGCACAUAGUUAACACUCAACUGUUAGCUGCUGUUGUUUGCCAGUGAUAAUGGUUUCCUCUUCAGCUGUCAUUAAACUGUUUAUUGUUAAACUGUUAAUUUAUUUAUUCUUAAGAACCUUUGACAUUCCUGACUCUUGUUUCUUCCUAUGUUAGUUGACUCAAUGCUGCCAUAGCACUUUGAUUCUGCAUCUUUUUAGAGUUUUUAUUCCUGCCUUCCAUCUAGGGCGUUCUGUUUAGUGGUAUAUCCUCUCAUUCUGAUAUCCUGUAAUUCCUGACCACAUGCCCGUUCUUAGCAGCACACAUGUGCUUAAGCUCACACACUUCCAUCUGUCCUUUUUAAUUUGCAGCAGUCUGCUAGGAUUUAGAAAACUUGAUUGCAAACCUCAUUCAGACUCAGAAUGAGGACCUAAAGUUCUAGGCAUUUGUGAAAAUUAUUUCAGCAGCCACAUAUAUAUUAACAACUCUUCUGGAGCUUGUAACAAGUCUGAUCACCAGGAAAAUAUAAUAGGAAACAUUUUUUUAGCUGAGGCAUGUAUGCAGAAAAUUAUUCAAAGUACAUAUUUAACAGUUCUAAGUUUACUUUUUAAAAAACUUUAAUUACAUGUGAUUUUAGUAUAAUACCAGCUUUUUCUGACAUCAGUCUUAAAGUUAAUAGAAUGUUUAAAUAUGGAAUUAGAAAGUAUAUAAUGUGAUUGUAAAUCUGUAAAACACUGUCAUGAAAUAAAUUCUAUUUGUCUGCUUCUCUGAACGAGCUUUUUAGCCACUCUUAUUGAAAAAGGAAGAACUUGAUUAUCUGAUACUAGAAACCUUGGUUAGAUGUGCAUUCUAUACUUAUGAUCUAAUUCUAGGAUUACAUUACGAUUGUGUAAACACAGGAUCACCCAUUUUGUUAAUAUUGCUAUCUGACUUUUUAAUCCUAAUUCUAAUCAGGUUGACUUGACUAACAAUUUUAAUGUGAUUUUUUUUCCUUUUUAAUCCUUGGAAGGUAAUGUACAAAAAUUUGCACAAAGGUACUUUCCCUUUCUGUUCCUAAGAUUUUCAUUUAACUGACUUUCAAGAGGGCAGCAGAAUAGACUUCAUCUUUUUGGAAGGAAAAGAUGAAAAGGUCUGCCAUGAAUUGUGGUAUGUUGCCACUAAUGUAAUGCCUACAACAAGAGCCUAGAUUAUAUUCAUUUCUAACACUUUCAAGACUGUUUUCUUAACUGUUUCCUUUUGGGUCUUUACUUUUUCCAGCCCAUGUUUUUAAUUAAUUUUUUUCCUUUUGACAGGUCUGAAGAACUGUUGCCCAAUUCAACAGUGCCAGCAUUCCAACUUUGUUAAACCUACCAACAUCUUAAAUGGACUUUCCUGUGGUGGUACCCUUUAAGAGGCGGAUGAAAGCUACUAUAUCAGUUUGCACAUUCUAAUCACUUUCCAGUAUCACAAGAGAGAUUUUUACUUACAUAAUAGUCCUAGAGUAUGCAGCUGGUAAAACCAGAGGCUACAUCCAGUAUUACUGCUAAGAGACAUUCUUCAUCCACCAAUGUUGUACAUGUAUGAAAAUGGUGUACUGUAUACUUUAACAUGCCCCAUACUUUGUAUUGGAGAGUACAAUAAUGUAAAUCCCAAAAGCACCACUAUUUUAGCAUAAUAAAAGAAAGUCCAAAGAGCUCCUAUAUAGACUACUCCAGAUAACUUCGCUUCUUUGAUACUUGUAGCUUAUUGUAAUUUUUUUUUAAGAAAUUCAAGGUCAUUAUUAUUGUACAAAAUAAGCGCUUUGAUUAACACAGCUAUAUAGUUUUUUUAAUUUUUAAAAAACCUGUGGAGACAGUGAUCUUGUCUUUAAAAUAUGAUAGUCCUUUCAGUAUAAUGUCUUAGAUUAAAGACGUUGCCUUUAAUAUCUGUUGGGAAGGAAAUGUCCAGACUUUUCAAAUCUCUUAUUAUAUGUUUCCUUUUUUUGUUUACAUAGGGAACAAUGUUUAUAGUCGUGUGUACAGUGGGGGUCUACAACAAGAAGUGUAUAUUUUCAAACAAUUUUUUAAUGAUUUAACAAUUUUUGUAAAUCAUUUUCAGGCUUCUGCAGCUGUAGAUUCUCACUGUGAAUCCCUUGCUUGCUCAUGCAUAAGUGUAUUUGCAAUACCAAAUAUACAGGUUUAGUAUUUUUGCCUGUUAGUGAUUGUUUCACAUGUGUAACGUUUUGGUUGAGAUGUUAAAUGGUGGACGAGUACUGUGGAUGUGAAUGUGGGAAGUAAUUUUAAUCAUAUGUAAUUGGUCACAAGGCCUAAUUUGCAGUAACUAUUGCUGUUUUAUUUAACAAUGCCUUGUUGCUUUGUAUGCAUUAAUGUUUGGAUGUAAAGAUUGUGUGUCUAUCCAACAGGGAGCCACAGUAUUUAAAUUGACCAACCUAAUGUUACAACUACUUUGAGGUGGCCAAAUGUAAACUAAAAGCCUUAAUUAAAGUGGUGCAAUUUUGUAUAACUUAGCAUCAGUAGUUCAAUAAAUUUGGAUUGCCAUGCAAGGGCUUGCAUUAUAA